AUGCCUGUGAAUCUCUCCUUGUAUUUGGUCACGGAUUCCACCCCGAAGAUCCUUGGAGAUAGAGACCUCUGCUCUGUAGUUGAGCAAGCUGUUCAGGGUGGAGUUACUAUUGUCCAAUACAGGGACAAACAUAGUGACACGAAAGAGUUGAUCAAAACGGCUGCAAAGUUACAUGAUAUUACCUUAAACCAUGGUAUUCCCCUCAUUAUCAAUGAUCGAGUCGAUGUUGCCCUUGCUGUUGGGGCAGAGGGGGUUCACUUGGGCCAGGAUGAUAUGAGUAAGAUUUUCCUAUAUUCCCUGAGUUUCAAUUGCAUAUUUAUGCUAAUGAAUUUGGUAGACAUUGCUGUUGCAAGAAAGAUGUUGCCCAAAGGAACCAUUAUUGGGGUCACAGUUUCUUCAGUUGAAGAGGCUCAGGCUGCAGUUGAGAGCGGUGCCGACUACCUUGGAAUUGGGACCGUCUACGCUACUCCGACUGAAGCUAAAGAUAGUGAUAGUAAAACCAACACAAAAUCCAUAAUUGGUACUGCGGGAGUUAAACGCAUCCUUAGCUGUGUUGCAUCCCUGAACCCCAGAGUUGGUACUGUGGCCAUCGGAGGCAUCAACCUCGACAACGUCCAACGGAUCAUCUACCAAUCCCAAGACACCAAAAAGGGUCUUGAGGGAGUAGCAAUUGUCAGUGCCAUUAUGGCGGCAGAGAACCCCCGUGCCACUGCUGCCCUUUUCCUAGAUAAAGUCAGCAAAAACCCCGCAUUCGCUACUAUUCCGAUCUCUCCCCGUGAAAAUGAAGAGGAAUUGCUUCUCGGUAAAGUCGAUGGGCUGGUUCGAAAAGUAGCUACCGCUCACCCUCUAUGCCAUAAUAUGAUUAACUAUGUUGUGGCUAAUUUUGCCGCGAAUGUUGCUCUUGCGAUUGGUGCCUCACCAAUUAUGUCGGGAUACGGUCUUGAAGCGCCUGACCUGGCUAAGAACAAAGGCUCUCUGCUCAUUAACAUGGGCACGUUGAACAGUGAGAGCUUGGACAACUAUAUGCAGGCUAUCCGUGCGUACAACGAGGCAGGUAACCCUGUUGUUCUUGACCCUGUUGGAGCUGCCGCCACACAACUUCGAAGACAGUCCGUCAAGACUCUAAUGCAGGGUGGCUACUUUGACCUCAUCAAGGGAAAUGAGAGUGAAAUAGGCCACAUCUACGGACAUACUGGAAACCAAAUUGGAGUGGAUAGUGGUCCUAGUACUUUGGAUAUCAAGGAAAAGGCAAUGCUAGUUCGAGACCUGGCUCUCAGAGAAAUUUUACUUUGUCAACAAGCUAAUAAUCUCUUCACAGGAUGCAUUGUUCUUCUUACCGGUCCUACUGACUAUCUCAGCGACGGUGCCCGUACUAUUGCUAUUCAUAACGGACAUCCGCUGCUGGGGCAAGUUACCGGCACCGGAUGCGUUAUUGGUACAGUCACUUCAGCAUUCCUUGCGGUAGAGAGACAGGAUAAGCUUCUUGCUGUGUUAUCCGCCUUACUUAUGUUCGAAGUUGCUGCCGAGCGAGCUGUGGUCAGUGGCGUCAAGGGGCCAGGUAGUUUUGUGCCUGCGUUGUUGGAUGAGCUCUACUCCCUGAGAACCCAAGCUACUGAGUCUAAGUCUGCUUCAAUUGAUACGCUCAAGAAGGCUGCAAAGGUGAAUUUUAUCCACUUUUGA
Trichophyton benhamiae CBS 112371 is the source of this 1680-nucleotide messenger RNA. RefSeq lists its product as uncharacterized. Gene Ontology annotation, molecular function: hydroxyethylthiazole kinase activity; thiamine-phosphate diphosphorylase activity; ATP binding. Gene Ontology annotation, cellular component: cytoplasm. Gene Ontology annotation, biological process: thiamine biosynthetic process. The transcript is spliced from 6 exons. The coding region runs from base 1 to 1680 and encodes 559 amino acids. The record is from RefSeq and is a predicted model, not a curated record. NCBI's taxonomy places the organism in Eukaryota, Fungi, Ascomycota, Eurotiomycetes, Onygenales, Arthrodermataceae.